Molecule: messenger RNA, 2233 nt
Organism: Centruroides sculpturatus (bark scorpion)
Lineage: Eukaryota; Metazoa; Arthropoda; Arachnida; Scorpiones; Buthidae
Product: putative E3 ubiquitin-protein ligase UBR7
Exons: 9
Coding region: 1-1197 (398 amino acids)
Cellular component (GO): cytoplasm
Molecular function (GO): zinc ion binding; ubiquitin protein ligase activity
Source: RefSeq, a predicted model, not a curated record
AUGAUACAUUUUCCUUUUGAAUGCAACUCAUUGAAGGAAGUGUUGUUAAAGGCUCUCCACAAAAGACCAUUUUCCAUUCAAGUGCUUGUUUGGAUUUACCAUCCAAGUGAACUGCUGUUAGAAGAAACAAUUUAUGAGGACAAGGACUAUAUGGAUUAUAAGAAACCCAAGGAGUAUAUUCCACUCAAGAAAUUUCGUUGUGAUUGUGGCAACAGUAGAUUUCCAAAUAGCCGUUGUCGUCUGUAUCCAGAUAAAGAGCCAACAAAUAUUAAUAACAAAUAUAAUCAGAACUUUUGUGGCAAAUACUGCAUUUGUGCUAGGCCUUAUCCAGAUCCUGAAGAUGAUAUUUCAGUUAUGUAUAUUAUGUCAAUUAUGUUUCUCUACAAACAACUUACUUUUUUAUUUUUAUUUUUUUCCUUCAAGCAUUUAGGAAAAGAUUUUCCAACUAAUCAUGAUUACAGUGAAAUGAUUUGUGGUGAUUGUAUGGAAAAACAUGGAUUUUUAUGGUUUUAUAAUAUUUCACUCAAUGGAAUUAAAAUUAAAAAAGAAGAAACUGAUGAACAAGUUGAAAUUGAAGAUUCCAAGAAUAGGAAAGAUCAUUUAGAAUGCCAUAAAGAUGUAAUCAAUGGUGAUCAAAUCAAUGUGUCAUGUGAAACUACAGAUAGUGGUACAGAAGAAAGUAAUCAAGAUUCUGUUGGAAUAAAACAAAAUACUGCAUUAUCAGAGAAAAAUGAUACUUCUCCUAAGGUUAAAUCAGAUACAGUUUGUAUUUUAAAACAAUUACAAAAUGGAUUUGGCUCUUCUCCUCGAAAAGGCUUUACUCUUUGGCAAGAUGGAUGGAGAAAGAAACUGUGCAAGUGUUCACAAUGUUUUGAAUUAUAUCGCCAACAUAAUUGUUCAUAUUUGCUAGAUGAAGAUGAUACAGUUCAUUCAUAUGAAGAACGAGGUAAAGCAAGUAUUGGUACCGAAUCACAAUAUGUAAAAGGAAUGACAGCACUUCAAGGUCUUGACAGAGUGAAACAAAUGGAAGCUAUCCAUGAAUAUAAUAGUAUGAAGAGUGAACUAAAAGAUUUUUUGAAAAAGUUUGCUGACUCAAAAAAGGUUGUCCGAGAAGAAGAUAUUUGGGAAUUUUUCGAACAGAUGAAGGCACGCAAACGGCAGCGAACAGAGUGCCAAAUACAGCAUUAUUGUCGAUGAAAUUAGAUAUUCACAGUGGGGAAAAAAUCCAGAUGAAAGCACAAUUAACUUUUAUAUUUUAGGCAGUGCACUUAGCAUUUUCCUUAUUUUAUUCAAAUUAGAUGGAGAUAGGUUGUUAUAAAAUAGUUUGCACUCAUUUUUUUGUAUACUGUAAUAGUUUAAAUAAAGUGAUUAUACAUGAUGUCUGAACAAAUAUAUUCAAAAUAUAAAUUUAGAAUAUGCUGUUUCACAUACACUUCAACUUAUUUUGCAGAAUAUAGUCAAACGUUGAAAUGUUCUCAAAAUUGUAAUUAAAUAUUUCUCUAGUCUUUUAGGAAUAUUUAAAUGGAAAAAAAAAACUGUUAAUAUUAAUAGAUCUUAUAAUAAUAAUUUUAUUAAUUUAAGACAAAUGAUUUUGCUAAUCAAUAAUCUGGCUUUCUCUGCAUUUAGUGUAUAAAAUAUUUUGUGUAAUGACUUAACAUUAAAAAUUUUAAAUGCAAAUAAAGGGAAAUUUUCUUUUAAUUAGUAUAUAUAUUUUUAUAAUAUCAAUAAAAUGAAUAUGUUAAUUUAAUAAUCUACUUAAAAAUUAUAUAACUAGGUGAUGUAUCUCUAUUACAGCUUACGAAUUUGUGUACAUGAAACGUCACUCAUCUUUAGAACAAAUUAGAAUAUGUUAUUCAAAACACCGUAUUUCCAUUAAAUUUUACUUGUUAGUUAUAAGAUAAAGUUUUGUAUAUAUCUUAAAAUAGAAUUUUGUAUAUGUCACUGUUUGAUGGCAUGCCUCUGGAAUAACUAAUUUGUCACAUUGUUGAAAGAAAACACACAGAUAUAUCUAUAUAUAUAUGCAGUUUGCACUUUCAACUUGGUAAUUUGGAGCAUGCUUUGUGCAUUUGAACAAAAUUGCAUUUACUAAGAGUAGAUAUGUAAUAAUUAGUUUUUAAUUGAUAAAAUCUAUUGUGGAAAAAGUAAACUAUUUAUCUUCAUUGCACCAUUUCUGCUGUGGGUGUAAGUGUUUAAAUAAAAUCUAUUAUUAUUCCUAAACGAUGUUUUCUUUCUU